UGGUCGACGAUAAAACUUUGAAGAGCCGAUUCUCUCGUCGUUGUCAAGGUGGGGCAAGCAAAAAGUUAUAUUUAUAUUUACCAGUUCUUCAGCUUUACACCAACAAACUUGACAUUAUUCUCUGUGUGUGAACGUUUCAAACCUGAUUUAGCGGACAUCUUCGUAAGGGAACAAGGUUGACGAAAUUUAUUAGGAAUGAAGUGUGUCGCUUUGCUAUUCUUAAUUUGUGGGUCGCUAGCCACGCCGGUAGAGGAUGAGGCGUUACAAGAAUUUGUGUAUGGUAAUCACAAGUUUACAGCUGCUGUCUACAAGGAGAUUUUGCAAACGGGAAAGGACAAUUUCGUCGUCAGUCCAUUGUCUGCCGAAAUCGUUCUCGCUCUUACAAAUGAAGGGGCACGAGGUCUCACGGCUUCGGAACUAGUAAGCGGCUUGUCUCUUCCCACUACGAGGCAGAAGACUCAAAGGGCCCUACAAUCCUUCUUGCCAAGUUUGAAAAAAUACGACACGAAACUGAAGUUAUUAAGUGCCAAUAAAAUAUACGUUGGGAAAGGACUUAAAAUCGCCGAGGAUUUCGGGUACAUCGCAAACACCAUUUAUGAUUCGGGAGUAGAAAAUGUCGAUUUUGAAAGAAGUACGCACGCAGCGGGUGUGAUCAACAAGUGGGUGGAAGAUAACACCAACGAUAAAAUCAGAAAUUUGAUCAAGCCCGGUGACAUCAACGAAGCUACUAGGAUGGUUUUAGUUAACGCCCUGUAUUUUAGCGGCGUGUGGUUGUAUCCGUUCGAUUCCUACGCGACAUCCAAAAGAAAUUUCUUUAGAACCAAGGACAACGCCGUUGAAGUAGACACCAUGCUACAGGUUGAAACCUUCAACUACCACGAGAGCAAAACUCUUAACGCCAAAUUUUUGGAGCUUCCCUACCAAGGCUCUGACAUCGCCAUGGUUAUAGUUUUACCCAUCGAAAAAGACGGAUUAAGUCAACUGGAACAAAACCUCGAACAACUGUUAGUUCCUCAGUCCUACACACCUCAAAGAGUUAAAGUUGAAUUGCCCAGAUUUACCAUCGAAUCGGAAACCAAGUUCGUUCCUAUCUUACAAAAGUUGGGGAUAAGCAAAUUGUUCUCGGAUGAAGCGGAUCUGUCAGGACUAUCGUCGACGGAUAAAGGACUGUACGUCAGCAACGUACUUCAAAAGGCUUUUAUUAACGUUACCGAAUCGGGAACCGAAGCUGCCGCCGCUACAUCAGUUGGUGUGGCUCUCCUGAGUGCUCCAAUUGCACCCAGACCGAUCGUCGAAUUCAAGGCAGAUCAUCCCUUCAUAUACUACCUCAAAGACAAACAGACUGGAGUAGUUUUAUUCUUUGGAAGAUACAAGGGACAAUAAUUUCAGCUGAGCCAUCGAAGUGAAAUUUUUUAUUAUAAUCCAUGUUAGACUUUCAGCCGACUAAAUAUUUACCAAAUUAAACAUUUUUUUAUUUCACUUUUAUUUAUUGGACGUUUAAGUUUUAAAUUUAGAUUUAGAACUUAUUUUAUA
This is a messenger RNA of Anoplophora glabripennis (Asian longhorned beetle), 1533 nucleotides long. RefSeq names its product antichymotrypsin-2-like. The record is from RefSeq and is a predicted model, not a curated record. The transcript is spliced from 8 exons. Bases 196 to 1383 code for a protein of 395 amino acids. NCBI's taxonomy places the organism in Eukaryota, Metazoa, Arthropoda, Insecta, Coleoptera, Cerambycidae. Gene Ontology annotation, molecular function: serine-type endopeptidase inhibitor activity.